AGACGAGUUCUGACAAUCAGGUGACAAGUAAAGAAAUGUUUUGUCAAUAGCACUAGUCGAUAAUGCACACAGAUCAGAGAAUAGAAUGAAGUACUUCUUUGGCAGUAUCUGGAUCCGGCACUGUCGGGGCUUCUUCAGCAAAGAUGAAGAAAUUUUAGCAAGGUUUAACUGGGAGCAUCUAAAGGCGUGAAAAUUCUCAAAGUAUUGUCACAAGUGUGUUUACAAACGGAUCAGGAGCAUAGGCUGAAGCGAUUACACCAAACUUGUUUCGAUGUUGAAUAAAUAAAUACUCUUGUCCGUCUGCUAUCCACUUCAAGCACGAAGACGGACCAGAGUACUCGGAAUCAGAGGGAGAGUAUGGUGUCUCAUUAUAGGAGACAUUCCCGUGACUAGAUUUGCGUCUUGCUGAAAUUUCCGUGGAAGAUUCUUAUGGAAUUAAGCAGUCCGAAGGACAACUCACAGAGGACGGGGUUCUUAAAUUUGGAGAAAAAUGCCGAAGUCAAAGAGAAAUUGCAAAUAAACUAGUAUUUCUGGAGUAAAACACAAGUGAUGUAACUUUAGGCCGCGAACAAUAUAUAGCAAAAUAAUUACUCAUCACGGAAAGGAACACUGUACGAAUGGAUCAACAGCACUACACAGUAUAGAUGCUUCCCUUGGAAACAUUACAAUCGAUAUGCUUAUGUUAAGGUAGCGAAACCAUGAAACAUGAAUCAAAGACUAUUCAUGUGGAUGAGCGACCAAGCUUUGCCGGAAGUUUGGUCACCAUAUUUGCUGGACAAGGAGCCCGAGCAGCUGACAGCAAGACCACAAGAGAGAACCUCCCAGGAAAGAGUAGAGUGGGACGCAUCCUUCUCAAUGACAACCACAGCCAAGACCGGCUCCUGGGAAUGAAGCUUGCGGACAUCCAUCAGAUGCAACGGAAGGCAGAGACCUUCAUAUCGCAUCAACAGAAGACCUUCCUCGCAAAGAUGGAGAAGCGUCAGGAUACUUGGGUCAGGGAGCACAUCAGGUUCUCGAACGGUACCAACCUGAUAAGGCAACCCGAGGAUGACGACGAAGACGUUCCGCCCACCAGAGAAACUUACAAGUCAUUUCUUGAGGGUGGUGGAUGUCAAGGGGUCGAUUCAUCAGAUGCUACGAAAGGAGACGAUGGAACUCUCCCCGCAAUAACGUAUCUUACAGAAGGAACAGAUAAUUCAAAUUCAACAAAGAAUGUUGGGAACGGUGCAACAGUCUUCUUAAAAGAACCUGACGUCACCGAUCGAACACCGAAUAAAGGAUUUGUAGGUCUACCCCCAAUCACACAAGCAAAGAAAUCUGGAUUUGCCCCAUCUGGAAAUGUUGAUGAUGUGUUCGAUGAUAUGGCCUUCAAGCGAAGUGUCCGAAAAUGGCCACCAGUUAAGAGUGCAGAGGAUGGGACAGGAAGUUUACCAGUUAUAGAUCUUAAUGAUCCAAGAACAGGUACUGCUGGAAAGGAAUCUAAAAUGAGUGCAAUAGAAGAACUGGAAGAAUUUCCAGAUAAAUGUAGCCCCAUACCAAAGUUCCUCUUGUCAAGAUCCCUACCCUUGAUGCAGUUGGAAGAACCUCAAUCUCGGAAGCUACGAGCCCGUAGAGAACAUCAACCAAAGCUCCGACGGAAGAGAUCAAGGAACAUGAGUGCAAGGGUGAUCGAGAAUGACAACCCUUUAUCGGAUGACAGGUUUGUCAAGCUGCAUGCACUCUUGGCCAGUGAAGUAGUUGCUGAUCAUGAGUCGAGGGAAUUAUCGGCAAUUACACGAGGGUUCCUUGCCGCGAAAAGGUUUGGACAAGGUUGGAAGAAAAAUUAGGUACCAGAAGUAUCAUGAUAUACAUGUAAACAAAGAGUAAAUGAAUCCAUUAACUGCUUUUCCUUAUGAUAUCUUUUAGUAUUGUUCGGAUUUUAACAAACCCUUCUUCGACUGCUGAUGUAGAUUUCGUUAUACUCUAGGUUUACAUGGACCUACACUGUACCAAUUUCCGUCCACCUGGAGGCGGGUAGUUCACGCAUAAUGAUAUCUAAUAGUAUAUGCACCAAACCCUCCCAUGCAGGGCCCCGUUGCAUAAAAGUUUAUACUAUGGUAACUUUGCCAUCCAAUGAUAACUACCAUGGUAACGCUGAUCAAUAGCCAAUCAAAAUCAAGGAUUUCUUGCAAGUUACCAUUGGAUGGCAAAGCUACCAUAAUGAUAACUUUUAUGAAACGGGGCCCAGUCCGUCCGGGAAGGGAGAUACCACAGGAUACUUUCACAUUUGGUCUGUAAACUCAAAUUCUGGUUAAAACUACAACAUCAGCAACAACAACAACAGUAUUUAGCUUGUAUUUGCUUUUGAACGAUGGAAUGCGAUAUCUUACAGUUCUUUGCCCGUAACACACACACACUUAUAUACGACAGUGGUUACUGCAUUGGAUUGCCGGCUUAACUGUGAUUUCAUUGUAGUUUAGUGAUUAAGUAACUUUUUUUUAACCGGACACAGCAAGUAACGUGCUCUUAAUAUAAAUUAUGCUGCUCUUGAUCUACAUGUAAAAGAAGUCGCAGCCUUCUACACUCUAUGAAAUCCAUUAUUUAGAAGGUUACCCGAUUUAUCCUUUGGUCUUUUUUUGAUGAAUGAAAAGUUGAAGCAUUUCGAAAAUGAAGAAGGCACUGUACAAAUCGUUUUCAUAUAUCACUUAUUCUCCUAUGGCAUUAAGAGUGCAGUUAGAAUCACAACACCGUUUUUGCAAAGGUUGCGGUUAUAUUGGUUUAUAUUGGAAUAUUCUUGACUAUUCUUUAAAUAUUGUAUUUCCCCUUAUAGCUUUCUUCUUCUACCAUGUAGUCUUUUAUUGUCUUCUCUUUCUCUGUGUUGUAAUUGGUAAAUAUUGAAGGGGUAGAACAUUGCGUGUGUUUUUUUUAUUUAACAAGUCGCAAGUGAUAAAACAAAAUCAAAACAAAAUAAAUUAAACUGAUGUUUUCAAAAUGAAUUUUGUCAUGUUCACGACAGACUCUAAAACGAUAUCCAGAAAAAACCCAGUAUAUUGCCCUUUUCCCUUUCACAACUCUUCGGGGGGGGGGGGGGGUCACCUUCCAGCCCUCUUUAAUGCACAAUUGCUACUCCCCUUGUCCUCCUUUUUCUUCUUCUCCUCCUUCUUCCUAUUCUACUACUACUACUGCUACUACUACUCCUUCUUCUUUUUCUUCUUCUUCUCUCCUUCUUCUUUUUUUUUAUUUUAGUGAUACACAAUGUCAACAUUAUCUUGUUGAAAAUAAAUUGUGAAUCAAUUUGUUUGGGCGACAUUGAUUCUAUUUCGCACGGCAUGGUGGGUAAACAAAAUGUGACAUUUCAUUGGAAUAUAUUUUCACACAAUAUUCAUCACUGUUUGCUGGUAGUUUUAUUUACUUGAAUCUACCUGAAUUGACCACAGUAUAACUUCAUAAUUUGCCUUAAUAUCACGUUAUAAACCAUGUGACGAAAUGAUUCUGUUUUAAAUUACAUAAAAUUGUUAAUUUUAUGUUCUUAUUCAUUAAACCUUACAGUACAUCAAAUAUUUUAAGCGAAUAUUUGAUGCUAUAUUAUGGUGGACUAUUUCUCACUGUAAAAAAAUAAAUCGUUUGCCGUAUUCUCUACUACAGUUUUUAAUGCAUUCAUUUGAAUAUAUGUCUGUUUUUAUAAAAUCUCGUGAGCAAAGAAUAAUGUAAUUUAAAAUUGCUUUAUUCUUAUAUAACUCAAGAGAUUUUCACGUGUUCUCAAUUCCCGAAGAACUUGGUAAUGACGCGCAUUAUAUUUGUUGCAUGUGCAUUUGCCAAUUUGUCCAGCAAUCAGCGUGCAUUUUGUGCUACUAAUACCGUAAAAGUUAAUGAUGUAUUUAUUUAAUGUAUAUUGUGCAAUGUUUAUAUGAUUUGUUUAUUAAUAAUAAAACGAAAAUGGUGAUUCCA
This is a messenger RNA of Lytechinus pictus (painted urchin), 3927 nucleotides long. RefSeq lists its product as uncharacterized. The transcript has 2 exons. NCBI's taxonomy places the organism in Eukaryota, Metazoa, Echinodermata, Echinoidea, Temnopleuroida, Toxopneustidae. The record is from RefSeq and is a predicted model, not a curated record. Bases 699 to 1826 code for a protein of 375 amino acids.